AGCUCUCUGGUGGUGAACACAGCAGACACUGCUGGGUCAACCUUGGUGGAGCAGUAGGGCAGAGGGUUGUGAGUGGGGUGGAGGGGGUUAACACUGUUGGUGUGCAGCUGGUAUACAGGAUACAUACACUGGGAGGUGUAUGUCUCUCAGCGUAUAUACCUUAAGUUUACUUCGAUGAAUAUUCUAGAGUUUAUGGUAGUCUGGUGAACAGGAUAUAAGUAACCUUAAUGGCCCUCGAGUAGUUGAAAGGCUUUUAAAACCACUGUAACUAACCCACCAGUGUGUUAUUCUUGGCUACCUAAGAUAACUUGGGAUACGUAUGGUAUUCCACGUUCAACAGCGAGAAGUAUAUCCUUAAGAGCAAUGAAGAAGAUAUUGAUGAUCGCGCUGUCAACAACAGAUUACGAAACCCAAAGAACAACUUCCAGGAUGUAGUUCCCGCAUAAACCAGGAAGCAAUGGUGUACUGGGCCUCUUACGUGACUCCCUCAUAGUCCAUAAGCCCAUCGCUGUCCGUUCUAUGUACCUCGACAUCCGUCACCACCACAGACGUAAAACUCGUACGCCUUUCCUCACCGCCCACACGUCCCGCUAGACCAUGGUCGACCACAGGCGACACCGCAAAUAUAGGCGGUAAACCCUCUGACGCCGGGCUAUCGAGGAUCCUCUGUAAGUCUUCAAAACUGGGCAAUAUCAAUGGCGUUUGUGCCUCCUCUUCCACCGGAGGUGACGCACCCAAUCGCCUCGAUCUCCGACGCUGGUGGUAGCGUCGAGACGAUCUCCUCUGCAGCAUCCACUGCUUCACUCCACUUUACAUCCGCUGGUAAAACCUGCAGCACGUCGUCCACCAUUGUGGGCUUCUGAUGGCCCAGCUCAAACUCCUCCAUCGUAUCUUUGGAUGCAGUGUCUGUCAGGUCCGACCGUUGUUUCCCUCGUCGGUGCUCACAAGACGCCUCCAUAUGACACGUUGCACCACAAAGUCGGCACGUCCGAACCUGGCCCGGGUUCUGAUGAUGGAUGAAGAAGCAACCGAAAUGUUAAUGUAUACGUAAACCGGAUAUCCAAUGUGAGAAUUAGUAACACAAGACCUGUGUUCCUGUGAUCUCUGGUUAUCUGUGAUAAUACUCGUGCUGUCUCACCCCCUCACACACACACACACGAUCAAAUCUUCUGUUGUGGGACUGUGACACACCUGGCCACACACCUGGCCACACACCUGGCCACACACCUGGCCACACACACCUGUCUGAAUACGUCGAUCCUCCUGGCGACUGUCAGAUAUACGGACCCUUCGUGAGAAAUGGAGUGUGCCAUGGUGGUAACAUGUGGAGAAAACGCCGGCGAGGAGCUGACAGGAGUGACACAGAAUAUGAACCACAGCUGUCUCAAAGCCUGUGUCAGGGCGACCAGCUGCUCGUCUUCGCCUCCUCUGGUACAGAACCUUGGCUGAUGGUGGGUCACACCCCAGUUCUUUACAUCUGUCCUGGCAGCCUUAGCUCCAGUCUUGAACAUCUCUCAAUCUUCAAGGUGGGGGAGGUGAAGGUAUCUCCAGGAGCUCUACAACCCCGAAACACCAGUCUUGUUAUAAAUGUGUCAGAAAUAGAGAAGACAUUUAUACUGCCUGAAGGGGCGUUCUCAUUUCAAACCAUUGACCCCAGCAAUAACAAGUUUUCUAUUGAUUAUCAAGAUAUUAAUGCUCCGGCAGAGAUGCAGCUUAUAAUAGAACAGGCAGCAGAAGUGAUGUACGAGCCUCGAAGUAUUGUAGCUCCGCGUAUUUUUCUCAGCAUGAAGAGUGUGAGAAUCAUACGUUUUUGUUCCCGAGCCAUCAUACCUUACAUCCAGCCAGAGGCAUCAUUCCUUGAGGUUAAACUGACUGACAUUCUAGUGGUAGAGACUCAAGCUAUAAAUAUAGGAGAUUUUAAAGCUAUAAAUAUAAAAGAGCUGACACUGAAAGAAGCGUCGGUAGAUGUGGCCAGUGAUGGCGGUGGAGAAGUAAUCUUCGAAGGUAUUGAAAAUGCUGUUCUCGAAGGGGCCGCCAUGGCGCUCUCUCCCAGUGUCUCGCUCAUACUGAAUAAUGUGAACAUAAACUUUGCGGGUCAUCGCGCCAUAUUUAACUACAACACCUCAGUUGCACCUCUUCUCAAGGUUCACCUGCAGAACCUUACAAUCUCAACGCUGGCAAGUGCUGCGUUUUGCCUGGAUGUUGCAAGUGCUUUUCUUGACAACGUGAUGGCUGCAGAUGGGGACGAAAUAUUUGCUUGCCUUCAGACUGGAUUUCUGAUGAGUGACGAUGAGUGGCCAGGUAUGGUGACCUGCUCAGGUCAUCACCACUACCAUAACAGUGCACUGUGUGGUGACCCUCGCUGCGAGUCCUGCCUCUCCGAUCCCCCAAAAUCAGCGUUGAUGAUGACACUACAAGCAGACUCCUUCACAGGUACAUCAACACCAGUGGUGGAUGUGGCAGCUCCCACUUCGUCUUCCUUUACCACCACAUCACAUCCCACUUACAACUCAACUACGGAAGCUUCACUAUUAGGUACAUCAACUUCAGAAGAAAAGAAUGAAACUGAACUAACACACGAGGCCAUUCCCUACUGGGGGAUGGAUGAGCUACCCAUGUAUGCAGUCAUCCUUGCCAUCAUUGCUGGAAUUAUCUGCAUACUUUUAAUUACAUUCUUUACUUAUAAAGUAUUUAAACAUAGUCAGCAUGGCAAGUACAAGCUGCCUCAGCUGGCCCCUAGCCACACCUUCCACAAGACCAUCAUCACUGCAGAGAACCUACAUGCAUCCAGAAGUCAGCACAGUGAAGCUGCUGCAGAUAUGUAUGUCACUUACAGUACAUCGGAAGCCACUAAAGACAGACAGGCACUGCCCACUGUCAGUAACAAACCUCCUGACUUCUAUAAAUUACCUGCCAAUGCACAUAUACCAUUGGUUAACACCAGUAGGAGUUCUGAAGAUUCCAACUAAUGUGCAUGGAAUGUAGCUAAUUACAAAAGGAAACAAAGGAAUGAAUGCAUAAUUCUUACGCUGGAUAGUGUCUUGAUUAAACAGCAGUAAAUAUGGCAGGAUUUAUUGAUAAAUAUCAACAUUAGGUGUAAUAUUACAGAAUAAUCAGUCUUGCUGUACAGACUCAUUGCUCAGCAUGUCAUAAGUCUAUUCAUUUUUAUGUGGAUUUCAUUACCUAUUUCUGUCUUUAACAUUAACUGUUUAUACACUACUACACUCUAGAAAGGAACUCUUCAUACCAGGUAAACAUGCUCAUAUCAGUUUCCAUGGGUACCUCUUGGAGCUAAACUUUACCCUUUGAAUUUAGACAGUUUCUUCAAAAUUUAAAUUUGACAGAUGAAUCCUUUCCCCAGACACUGGUAAUCACAUCUCAAGCUUGUUCUUCCCUAUUCAUAGACAUUUGUUGACAUAACAAGUUACUACCUACAAAUCAGAAAUUAAAAUUGUGCUAUGUACAAAAAAUAUCAAUGGAUAUUUAUGAAUAUGCUAUCCUACCCUAUCUAGGUAAUAAAAGCCCUUACUCAGUCUUUUACUGUUGGACAAUCUUUAUGCAGUCUUCAGCACAUGGGCUUGCCUGCCUCAACUAGAAAAGUCGGGUCGGGAUGUGGGGCUACAAUGAAUGAUUUAGUCUUGUCCUGGUAAUGAGCUGGGUGCUCUUAACUCCUUUCUCACCACUAACUAAAAACUCUGCAGGCUCAUUUAGGUUUAUAUGUAUAAUUCCAGGGAAUGAGAUUAUCUGGAUUAUUGCUGCUGCACAGUAUUAUAUUCAUGGGAGGGUCUUAAACCCAUAAGGGUCAGUUUUCCAGGAUAUGUCUUGGGUGAGCAUUAGUGCAGUGCUCUAAAAGUUGCUCAUGGAUUUAGUGGCAACUGCUGUUUUUUUCUAGUUUAUUCAUUGUCAUAAAUGAAAUAGGAAUGCAGCUAG
This is a messenger RNA of Cherax quadricarinatus, 3930 nucleotides long. The record is from RefSeq and is a predicted model, not a curated record. Lineage: Eukaryota; Metazoa; Arthropoda; Malacostraca; Decapoda; Parastacidae.